Molecule: messenger RNA, 1693 nt
Organism: Nothobranchius furzeri (turquoise killifish)
Lineage: Eukaryota; Metazoa; Chordata; Actinopteri; Cyprinodontiformes; Nothobranchiidae
Product: fibrinogen C domain-containing protein 1
Source: RefSeq, a predicted model, not a curated record
GCUGUAGUGAUCAGAUUAUCACAGCAGAAGCUCUCUGCCUGAUGACCUGAAUGUGCCGCUUGUCCUUAAACCGACACAAAUUCUCCUUUUCUUCUCUUUGUGUUGGUGUGGAGACGGGAGGCGAUCAGGAUGACGCUGAAUGAUCGGUGGACCAUCAUGAAUAACAGCAGCUCUGAACUGGACAGCAGACGACCCAACAAGCACCAGAGGUGCCGCACCUUCGUGUCAUGGUUUGUCACCAUCCUGGUCGUCAUAGCUGCCAUCGUCACAGCAACGGUCUGCGUCCUGUACUUGAACCAGCAUCCUCUUCCCUUCUUCAGGAGGGGUGGAGUUGCCUCACCUGUGAUUUCAACAAAUACCAUUGACUCUGGUGCCAUAGUGAGGGUAUCACACGGGGCAGAAGAGGAACCAAUCAGCAUCUUUCUGGACCCAAACUGUCCAGACUUCAGUGAGCAGUUCCUGCACUGGGAGGAACUGCAGCGCUCGCUGCUGCAAGCGCUGACCAUUCACAAAUCAGGAGAGUGGCAGGAACGAGGCCUGGUCCAGAAGCUGGGCGAUGAUCUGAAGGUGCUGACGGGCCAAGCCUACAACCUGAACCUGGAAACCGACUCACUGAAAACAAGUCAAAGUGUUCUGGACCAACGGAUGGAUGGAAUGCAAAGUGAACAGAGUCGCAUCGUCCAGAUGUUGUCUGAGAGUCGCUCAGCUCUGACCACGCUGGCUGAAGGCUUCAGGGAUUCUUUGCUCGACCUGAAGAAGGAGACUGAGAGUCUGAAGAGGCUGAAGAGUGAACUGAGCCUUAACAUCACACACACCGCUGACCGACCCAGAGACUGCAGUGACAUCCUGAAGUCCGGCAUCUCCGUGGAUGGAGUUUACUCCGUGUUCCCGAUUCAUGAGCCCAGUGGGUUCAUGGUCUACUGCGACAUGAGCACUGAGGGAGGAGGAUGGACGGUGAUGCAGAGGAGAGAAGACGGUUCAGUGAACUUCUUUAGAGACUGGGCGGCCUACAGAGAUGGCUUUGGGACCACCACGGGGGAACAUUGGCUAGGUCUACAGAGGAUCUACUCACUCACCAGGUCGGGUGGUUUCGAGUUACGUAUUGACAUGGCCGACUUUGACAACGCCACAGCUUUUGCUCAUUACUCAGACUUUUCUGUUGGUCGAGACUCUGUGAACCCAGAGGAGGAUGGCUACCCACUGAUGGUGGAUGGGUACUCUGGGACUGCAGGUGACUCUCUCCUGAAACACUCGGGGAUGCGAUUCACCACCAAAGAUCGUGACCAGGACCAGUCUGAGAACAACUGUGCGGCGUACUAUCAGGGGGCGUGGUGGUAUCGGAACUGCCAUACUUCCAACCUGAACGGGCAGUACCUCAGAGGAGGCCACGCCUCCUACGCUGAUGGUGUUGAGUGGUCCAGUUGGACCGGCUGGCAGUACUCUCUGCAGUUCACUGAGAUGAAGAUACGACCCAGAAAACUUGAGUCCUAAACCAGGAUCUUGGACAUCAAACCAGCCAGGACCUGAUAUCAGUCCUCACCUGUUAAAUAAAGUGUGACAACUAUUUUUUCUACCUGUAAACAGCGGAUGGGUUCCUGUUCACAGUCUCUAUAGGCGGUACUUGUUUCUGUAUGACUAAUGUUUGGUUACAUAUUAGGGAGGUUUUAAUAUUAAAGGAUCCGCUGCUCUUCCA